Leucoraja erinaceus (little skate) is the source of this 1771-nucleotide messenger RNA. RefSeq names its product parathyroid hormone 1 receptor (gene pth1r). The coding region runs from base 108 to 1766 and encodes 552 amino acids. The record is from RefSeq and is a predicted model, not a curated record. Lineage: Eukaryota; Metazoa; Chordata; Chondrichthyes; Rajiformes; Rajidae. Gene Ontology annotation, biological process: intracellular calcium ion homeostasis; adenylate cyclase-activating G protein-coupled receptor signaling pathway; cell surface receptor signaling pathway. The transcript is spliced from 13 exons. Gene Ontology annotation, molecular function: peptide hormone binding; parathyroid hormone receptor activity; G protein-coupled peptide receptor activity. Gene Ontology annotation, cellular component: plasma membrane.
AGAGGUGCAAUUAGUUUUUUAAAAAUGUAAAAAAAAACAUUUGCUGGGGUUGUGUGUGUGUGUGAGAGAGAGGGAGAGGGAGAGGAGACGGCUGGUUUGAACCGUGGAUGAGGAGAGUCUUUCAUCAACCAGAACCUGCAGCCCCUGUGUCAGAUAUGGGGACUGCCAAUAUCAUUGGGAGUUUGGCCGUCCUGCUCUCCUCCUCGCUUCUCAUCUGUGCUACUGCCCUGGUUGAUGCGGAUGAUGUGAUUACCAGAGAUGAACAGAUCUACUUGCUGCUCCAUGCCAAACACAAGUGUGAACAGAAGAUGAAGCCCAGGAUAAUGACAGCUACUGAACGGUAUUGUGCAUCCCAAUGGGACGGUAUCCUCUGCUGGCCAGAAGUACUGCCGGGCAAAUUGGUUGCCAUGCAGUGCCCAGAUUAUAUUUACGACUUCAACCACGAAGGCCGCGCCUACCGCCAGUGUAACGUGGAUGGGAGCUGGGAACUCGCAGCCAUCAACAACCGCACCUGGGCCAACUACACAGAGUGCUCGGGUCACCUGCUGCAUCUGAACCACAGCACGGAAAAGGAUAUCUUUGACCGGCUGUACCUCAUAUACACAGUGGGGUACUCCAUCUCAUUUGGUUCCCUCACUGUGGCUGUCAUUAUACUGGGCUAUUUCAGACGGCUUCACUGUACCAGGAACUACAUCCACAUCCACCUCUUUGUGUCCUUCAUACUCCGCGCCAUCAGCAUCUUUGUGAAGGACGCCGUCUUGUACUCGGAGAUAACUUUCUUGGAGCUGGAAGGAGGUUCCUGGGAGAACCUGAAGUUUAUCACUGAACCGCCAUCACAGGACAAGUCGCAGUAUAUUGGAUGCAAGGUUGCUGUCACCAUUUUCCUUUACUUCCUUGCGACUAAUUACUACUGGAUUCUGGUGGAAGGUCUGUAUCUCCACAGCCUCAUCUUCAUGACGUUUUUUUCGGACAAGAAGUACCUUUGGGGCUUCACCUUAAUAGGCUGGGGGGUCCCUGCCGUAUUCGUGGCUGCGUGGGCGAGCGUGAGAGCGACUCUGGCCGAUACUGAGUGCUGGGACUUAAGUGCGGGGAACUUAAAGUUGAUUUAUCAGCUACCGAUUCUGGCUUCAAUAUUGGUGAACUUCAUGCUUUUCAUCAACAUAAUCAGACUGUUAGCCACGAAACUAAGAGAGACCAACGUGGGAAGGUGUGAUAGUCGGCAGCAGUACCGGAAGCUGCUGAAGUCCACCCUGGUCCUGUCUCCGCUGUUUGGAGUGCAUUACAUUGUGUUCAUGGCUAUCCCGUACACCGACGUCUCUGGGAUUCUCUGGCAAAUCCAGAUGCAUUAUGAAAUGUUCUUCAAUUCCUCUCAGGGCUGUUUUGUGGCUGUCAUCUACUGCUUUUGUAAUGGAGAGGUGCAGAGUGAGAUCAAGAAAGCGUGGGCGCGUUGGAUCCUGGCGCUGGACUUCAAGCGCAAGGCUCGUAGCGGCAGCGCGGCCUACAGCUACGGGCCCAUGGUGUCGCACACCAACAACAGCAUCAGCGGCAACGUGCCGACGCGGGCGGCGAACCUCGGCAGUCGCGGCGGCGGUCGAACCAACGGGCACUGGAACCUGCCGGGCUACGUGAAGAGCAGCUCGGUGUCGGAGAACUCCCACCCCUCCUCCCUGCCGGAGCAGUACGGCAAGGACGAGGAGAUCGCCAAGGCCCCGGACUCCAGCAAGCCCUCCUUGGUUGUGGAGGAGGAGAGGGAGACCGUAAUGUGACUGCU